Messenger RNA from Paramisgurnus dabryanus, 2347 nucleotides. It is a transcript of the gene cfi, whose product is annotated as complement factor I. Gene Ontology annotation, molecular function: protein binding; serine-type endopeptidase activity. Gene Ontology annotation, biological process: proteolysis. The record is from RefSeq and is a predicted model, not a curated record. Lineage: Eukaryota; Metazoa; Chordata; Actinopteri; Cypriniformes; Cobitidae. Gene Ontology annotation, cellular component: membrane.
UCAGUUUGCAGUCAGAUCUAUUGACAGCAGUUAAUCAUUUGUCUCUGUGUGUUUGAUGAAACUUUGAUCAGAGAAGAUCUGAACUAAGACCAGUAGAAGAUCUCCAAUAUGAAGCUUCUCAUUCUGCUUCUCUUUACAGGUUUACUUUUGCAGGCUGCCGGUCAAGAGAAUGAUUCAGAGCAAGGCAGCUCACAACGCCGAAACCCAGCCCUCCCUCCUCAGAGGCCGAUUGAUCCAAACCUGGAUCAAAAACUUCAGUCAGAAAACUCAUCUUUAAUCCCUUCACUUGUUCUAAAGCCCGGCCAGAAUGAAAAACUUCAGCCAGAAAACUCAUCUUUAAUCCCUUCACUUGUUCCAAAACCCGGCCAGAAUGAGGCACCUGUUCCAGAAACAACAAAACCCAAAAAUGAGUCAAAACCAAUAAAUGUGAACCCUGAACCAAAUAUAAAUAAAAAUGCCAGCUCAAAAUCCAAAGAAAAGCCCAAACCCCCGAAUUACCUGGGCCCACAACAGUGUCUGGAUCGGAAUUAUACUCACUUGUCCUGCGCUAAAGUCUUCUGUCCUCCAUGGAUGCGAUGUCUGUCAGGUGAAUGUGUUUGUAAGAUUCCCUACAAGUGUCCGAGGCAGACGGAUCGUGCGUGUGGACUGGACGGCUCUUCCUAUUCCUCCAUGUGUCAGGCUAAAGCAAUCUCCUGCAGAUCUAAACAACCCACAUUUUCACACUUCAGCCCCUCCUGUUCUAUGGAAGACAGCGUCCGAGUAAAUCUGAAAAAUUCCACAUCUGGUCAAGUGAUCGAGAUCAACACUAUGAAGGGGAAAAUGUUGGUAUGUGUAAAAUACUGGAAUAUGGCCGCAGCGAAUGUCGUCUGCCGAAACACAGACCCCAGAGGAGCAGAGGCGGCCACCAAAAUCAGAUUCGAUUCUCUUGAUCAGAAUUUAAACUGGCCAUCACAGUGUGUCAGCGUUCAGUGCCGCGGAUCUGAGCUCUCAUUGGCUGAAUGCACCAUCUCUAAUCCACAGACAUUAAAAAAAAAUUCAGAAGUGGCCGUCUCAAACUGCUAUAAAGAACGAGCAGGAGGUAAAUGUGAGUUUUCCUGUGUAAACCGAAAGUGUGUCCCUUACGCAAGAACCUGUGAUGGUGUCGAUGACUGUGGGGACAACAGUGAUGAGAUGUGCUGUCAAAAGUGUAAAAAAAACCCACCUUCGUUUCACUGCUCUUCGGGUGUUUGUAUUCCUGCUCACGCAGUUAAUGAUGGAAUCAGAGAUUGUUUAGGAGGAGAAGAUGAAAGUCCAGAAAACCAGAAACAAGAUGACUUGAUGACUGAUCAAAAGUCAGAAGAAAAGAAACAAGAUGACUUGUUGACUGAUCCAAAGUCAGAGAUCAGAACUAUUCGGACGGCUUCAGAGAGUCAGCUGCAGUGUGGCGUUCCCAACAUGGAUUAUAUCUACAGACCAGAAGACACCACAAAUCAUCAACGAAAGAAGCGUUUAGUAGGAGGAGAAGAGGCGUUACCGACUCAAAUCCAGUGGCAGGUGGCUGUACAGGACGAAGGUUCGAUUCACUGUGGAGGAGCUUACCUGGGUGGAUGUUGGGUUCUGACCGCCGCCCACUGUGUCAGACCCAAACCGAAGUCCUUCCGAAUUAAAAUCUCUCUGUGGAAGAAACAUCAGAGGCAGUCCACGACCGACAGCAUCCCUGUGAAGAACAUCAUCAUUCAUCAUCAGUACAACGCUCAAACCUAUGAGAAUGACAUUGCAUUGAUUCAGAUGGAGGAGUUGAAUCUGUCAGACAAAUGCAUGGAGGAUAAUCCGGCGGUCCGACCCGUCUGUGUGCCCUGGUCGACAGAACAGUUUCAACCCAAACACACGUGCACAAUCUCCGGCUGGGGUCGCAACAGAGAGGGAAUGUCAACAUCUAUUUUAAAAUGGGCCAAUGUGACGAUCAUCAGCGACUGUGAGAGUUAUUACAGCAAACGCUUCCGUCCUGGAAUGGAGUGUGCAGGUGAUCUUGAGGGGAACGUGGACUCGUGUCAGGGUGACUCCGGUGGGCCGCUGGUGUGUAAAGACGCUCUCGGUGUGUCGUAUGUAUGGGGUAUAGUGAGCUGGGGAGAUAAAUGUGGUGAACCCAAUCAUCCUGGAGUUUACACUAAAGUGGCUCACUACUUCGAAUGGAUCCGAUUUCACACAGGCUGGCCAGCGGUUACCAGAUUUAACCAGUAAACACAUCUGUAUGCUUUCAUCAUAACUGCUUGUGUGUUUAUGUGAUGUGUUUAUUAAAGCUUAUGGUUCUCUUGCUAUUAAAUUGGAGAUGAAGAUUUAUCAUGCAAUAUAAAAACAUCUGAUGUUA